Molecule: messenger RNA, 4833 nt
Organism: Calidris pugnax (ruff)
Lineage: Eukaryota; Metazoa; Chordata; Aves; Charadriiformes; Scolopacidae
Gene: PGAP6
Product: transmembrane protein 8A
Exons: 18
Coding region: 1-3252 (1083 amino acids)
Cellular component (GO): plasma membrane
Source: RefSeq, a predicted model, not a curated record
AUGAGGGUGCUGCCCCCUCGGCUGGACCCCGUGGGCGCGGGGCCGGGGCAGCCCCUGCGGCGAGGCGAGGUGGCCAUGUCCUUCCUCCUCGAUCUGGCUGGUUUCUCGCUGACAAUAACUCCAACGUAUAAUUUUGCAGGUGAAGUUGUCAGCAGGCUGGGGGUGAUCUACUCCCUGUAUGUCUCCGAGUACUUCUCCCAGAGUGCACAGAAGCUGUCUUUCUACAGCUGGUAUGGGAACGCCAAGCUCUUCCACUUCCAUGUGCCAGAAGACACCGUGCUGCUUCGCUGGCUCCUGCAGGCAUCCCGGGGGAAAGGACCUGAGUGCACCAACAUGGAGAUCACUGUGCACUUUCGCUACGGAGCCCCUCCUGUAAUUAAUCCCCUGGGCACUCGUUUUCCUGCAAAUGCCACUGUCCGUCCUUCCUACAGCAUAAGCAUCACUCUGAGCAGUGCUGUGCAAAACACCACCUUUGUCAACGUCACCACCCCUGCUGCCGGAGACUGGUUCAUCGCUGCCCAUCUCCCGGAGGCUGCGGGCAGGAUCGAAGUGAAGGGUUUCUCCACUCCGUGCCCCUAUAUGUUCCAGGCAGAUAUGUUUGUGCUCAGGCUGGCUGAUAUGCCAGUGCUGGAGCCUGGUGUUGCCAGGCCACAGACCGUCGUCUCGCCUGCCAAGCCGCUGCACGUCAAGGUCUUCAUUCCCAAGCACGCUGCAGGGAUGACGUUUGAGCUGCGAAACUGCCUGACAAGCGAGCAAAAAGCGUGUGCCGUGCGAGUGGUGCUGGGCUCCAUCACGCUGCCCCAGUCCUUCCAGAGGAUCAUCACCUGCGUGGGGAGGGUAAACUGCAGCCUGGCCCUGGAUUCGCCCCCCUGGGAGAAGUGGCUGCAGAUCAUGGUGGAGAGUCUCGGCGCUGCCAAUGCCAGUGUGUCAGUGGAGAUGCUGGCCACUUUCAGAGACUCCUGUGAGCAUCUAUGGGUGGCUGUAGCCCUGCAGCCUGUCCCCAGCAUCCACCCCAGUGACUGCUGUGCUCUCUCCCUUUCAGACUCCCUGUAUGUCUCCGAGUACUUCUCCCAGAGUGCACAGAAGCUGUCUUUCUACAGCUGGUAUGGGAACGCCAAGCUCUUCCACUUCCAUGUGCCAGAAGACACCGUGCUGCUUCGCUGGCUCCUGCAGGCAUCCCGGGGGAAAGGACCUGAGUGCACCAACAUGGAGAUCACUGUGCACUUUCGCUACGGAGCCCCUCCUGUAAUUAAUCCCCUGGGCACUCGUUUUCCUGCAAAUGCCACUGUCCGUCCUUCCUACAGCAUAAGCAUCACUCUGAGCAGUGCUGUGCAAAACACCACCUUUGUCAACGUCACCACCCCUGCUGCUGGAGACUGGUUCAUCGCUGCCCAUCUCCCGGAGGCUGCGGGCAGGAUCGAAGUGAAGGGUUUCUCCACUCCGUGCCCCUAUAUGUUCCAGGCAGAUAUGUUUGUGCUCAGGCUGGCUGAUAUGCCAGUGCUGGAGCCUGGUGUUGCCAGGCCACAGACCGUCGUCUCGCCUGCCAAGCCGCUGCACGUCAAGGUCUUCAUUCCCAAGCACGCUGCAGGGAUGAGGUUCGAGCUGCGAAACUGCCUGACAAGCGAGCAAAAAGCGUGUGCCGUGCGAGUGGUGCUGGGCUCCAUCACGCUGCCCCAGUCCUUCCAGAGGAUCAUCACCUGCGUGGGGAGGGUAAACUGCAGCCUGGCCCUGGAUUCGCCCCCCUGGGAGAAGUGGCUGCAGAUCAUGGUGGAGAGUCUCGGCGCUGCCAAUGCCAGUGUGUCAGUGGAGAUGCUGGCCACUUUCAGAGCUUGCAGGCUGGGCAGUACCAGUUCAUUCCUUAACUUCAACAGCCUGAACCAGAGCCAGACUGGUCCCAGACCGGGUAGCGCAGGAGCAGCAGGGAGCCCCUCUCCAUCUACCGGAGGAGCUUCACGCAACGUGUCCGACCAGAGGAGCUUGUGUCUGCAGAGCCAGCCCGUCGUUCGUGAGGACCUGGAUGUGGUGUCUGUGCGCUACAGGCUCUUGAAUGGUCCCAGUGUGCCCGUGAACUCCCUCUCCCCAACCCUCCUCCUCCUCAACAUGAACACCGGCAUGGACAGCGGGGGCUCCCUCGUGGUCAGUCUCCUGCUCAACAAGACAUCCUUGAGCCUGUCCAACGCCACCGUGGUAGCCUGUGUGAGUGCUGCGUCGCCGGUCCUGUCCCUCAACGCCACGCACAACUGCAGCACAGCUUUUUUCCAGGGCUACCCUCUGAGCGUGAGCACGUCCUCUGCGGAAGCGAUGCUGAUUGUCCUGUACCCGCAGACGGAUGACUGGUUCCUCUCCCUGCAGCUCCUCUGCCCGAAGGGCCAGGGUGAAUGUAAUGCCGCAGAAGCCAAAGUGACCGUCUUCGCAUACCUCACCCCCUGCUUCAACGACUGUGGGCCCUACGGGCAGUGCAGCCUCCUGAGAAGACAUGGCUACCUCUACGCCGGCUGCAGCUGCAAGGCUGGUUGGGGCGGGUGGAGCUGCACGGACGAUACCAAGGCGCAGUCUGUCGGUGCACAGAACCUGGCCACCCUCCUGCUCACCCUGAGCAACCUCAUGUUCCUGCCGGCCAUAGCGGUUGCUGUUUAUCGCUACUACCUGGUGGAGGCCUCCGUGUACACCUACACCAUGUUCUUCUCCACGUUCUACCAUGCAUGUGACCAGCCAGGCGUCGCGGUGAUGUGCAUCAUGGACUAUGACACACUACAGUACUGUGACUUUUUGGGCUCCGUGGUGUCCAUCUGGGUGACGAUCCUGUGCAUGUCCCGGGUGAAGAAGAUCCUGAAAUACGUCCUUUUCGUCUUGGGGACCCUGUUAAUUGCCAUGUCCCUGCAGCUGGACCGCAGAGGGGUGUGGAACAUGAUGGGUCCCUGCCUCUUUGCCCUCGUCAUCAUGAUUGCAGCGUGGGUUUACCACGGCGUGAAGCGCAGACACUGCUACCCCUCCUCGUGGAAGCGCUGGGUUUUCUACCUCCUCCCAGGGAUCACCUUGGCUUUCAUCGCCAUGUCAGUAUAUGCAUUCAUGGAAACCAAUGAGAACUACUACUACACCCACAGCAUCUGGCACGUGCUGGUGGCUUUCAGCGUUGCUUUCCUGCUUCCUCCUCGGGACAAGCAUAAGAAGCCCUGGGCCUGGUCGCAGAAGCUCACUUGCCGCUAUCAGAUCUGCCAGAAUGACCGUGAGGAGCUCUACGCUGUGACCUGAACUGCUGGGCUCCCGGUGGCAGAGAUGGAGGGCUCAGGAGGCUGCUCUUCACCUGGGCUGCCCCUCUCUGUGGCAUGUCGGCCAUUCCCUUAACAUGCUCAUUCACUAGCCAGGAGAGCAUAGCACUGACCAGGUUUAAAGAGGACAAUGGUGGGGCUUGUCUCGUGAAGGCAAGGCCACCUCUGCUUUUCUGCUGGGACGGGGCAGGCUCUUCAUGGUUCUAGAUCAAGGAAUAGCCUGUCCCCCACCUCCCAACGGCCCUGGGGUGGGAGGCAGAAAUUGCCAACCCUUCCUCCCCUCCUGCUGCCUCCAUCAGGCUUGGGCUUUGCCCAUGCUGAGCUGGAGCUGGGGCUUUGGCUGCUGGGCUCUUCCCUGCACACCCUGUCUCCCUGAACCCAAGAGAAGAAUGGGUUUCUUCUGAUCUGGAGGUGGGGGGCAGAUGCUGCCAUGUGCCCUUGGUGCUGAUGGGGAGGGAGGGAGUGCUCUCGGUGUGCCCUGAGCCCUUGGCCACCAUCUCCGUGGGGCUCUGGAGCCUUUCUCCCCAUGGAAUGGCUGGUGCUGCUCUUACCUCUUCCUGAUUCUGGGGGGGGGCAGAGCGAGGCCGGGACUUGGGCCCUGGAUUCAGGAUCAGACUUGGCAGGAAUGUGAAAAAAACCCCAACCAAACAAAAAAAAAACCCAACCAAACCCUCGCAGGGACGUGCAAGAGGCAUCGGCAGCACCUCGCCCUGAGCUGUGGAACCCCUGGCAGCGCAGGGUUUAGUCUUAUGUCUAAUUUUAGCCUCCUUAGGUCAUCUGGAAGGAGCCAGGCUGCUGCAUUGUCCUCUUCCUCCCUCCAUCUUCAGGUGUUCAUCGUCUUCCUCCCUUUUGUGGCUUGGGCACACGUGGCUCUGCUGGGGGGGGAAGUUGAGGAUGGUGUCUGAACUCCCCAGCCCCUGCUUCUCCAUCCUCCUGGAUGUGCUGCCGGGUGGUGGCCCAUCUGAGGCCAUCGGCGGUGUCCCACCCCAGCCAGGAGCACGGCCCUGGGCUCUCCCCUCGGAUGGCCACCAUCUCCUUCGCAGCAUCUGCCUCGCCUUAGCCUUACCCUGGCCUCAGGAAGCCGGGGCAGAAACUUGGCCACCAGGCGAGUUGUCCUCGCCUGUCCUUACUCCACAGCCAAGGGCUCAAACGCCUCCUUUCCUUGCUGGUUUAUUCCAGCUGCGGGGGGUGGAGAGGGGUGUGUGUGUGUCUGGUGUGGAGCCCCCUCAGGAAAGAGCUAUUCCUGAAGGAUUUGUCCUCCCAGUUUAUAGGAAAACGGGUUUAUUUCUUUGCUUGGAGGAGCUCCCGGCCUUCUGCUCAGCUCUGCACUUUAUCCCUCCCCGGCCCCCGCUCCUUCGGGGGACGAAGGGGGGGCUCUUCUGCGCCCACCCCUGUCCCCCCCAUGUCCCCCCCUGUCCUUCAGCCGCUGGGACGUGGGGCCCUGGGGCCUCCCUCCAACUUUUAUCACUUUUAGGCACUUUUUUCCUCCCCUCACCCUCCCCUUCUCAUUUUGCACAGUGGCGUGGCACCUCCUUUACGGCCGUGGCCCUGGUGCUGCCAUUAC